Molecule: messenger RNA, 630 nt
Organism: Mercurialis annua (annual mercury)
Lineage: Eukaryota; Viridiplantae; Streptophyta; Magnoliopsida; Malpighiales; Euphorbiaceae
Product: 50S ribosomal protein L16, chloroplastic
Exons: 1
Coding region: 256-615 (119 amino acids)
Biological process (GO): mitochondrial translation
Cellular component (GO): mitochondrial large ribosomal subunit; ribosome
Molecular function (GO): structural constituent of ribosome; rRNA binding
Source: RefSeq, a predicted model, not a curated record
AUUCGAUUAAUUAAUAAUUAAAUUAGAUAUUUAAGUAAAUUAGAUAUUCGAUUAAAAUUAAGUGAAAUCUCAAAGAAUCCCAUGAUUUAGUAUAUUAUUCAUCAAACACAUAUAUAUAUUUUUAAUCAUUUCAUUCGCGAGGAGCUGGAUGAGAAGAAACUCUCAUGUCCGGUUCUGUAGUAGAGAUGGAAUUGAUAAACAACCAUCAACUAUAACCCCAAAAGAACCCGAUUCCGUAAACAACAUCGAGGAAGAAUGAAAGGAAUAGCUUUUCGAGGUAAUCGUAUUUGUUUCGGCAGAUAUGCUCUUCAGGCACUUGAACCCGCUUGGAUUACAUCUAGACAAAUAGAAGCGGGACGACGAGCAAUGACACGAAAUGCACGCCGCGGCGGAAAAAUAUGGGUACGUAUAUUUCCCGACAAACCAGUUACUUUAAGACCUGCGGAAACACGUAUGGGUUCAGGGAAAGGAUCUCCUGAAUAUUGGGUAGCUGUCGUUAAACCUGGUAGAAUACUUUAUGAAAUGCGCGGAGUAGCAGAAAAUAUAGCAAGAAGGGCUAUUUUAAUAGCAGCAUCUAAAAUGCCUAUACGAACUCAAUUCAUUAUUUCGGGAUAGUAAUAUAGAAAUAAA